AUGUCUACAAAUCCUACAUCACCGGAUCACGUUCUUCCGCUUGAUGAAAUACAGGAAUCCGAUGUCGACGUUAUUACUACUACAAAUGAACAGCCCAAACAGGCCUAUUCACGGCCGCUUAGAAGCAAAAAUUCUCAUCGAUCUGUUCCAACACUUUCAUCAAUGUUAAGGUCACAAUCAGCGAGCGGUGCUCGUUUUUUUAAUAGUUUAGUGCCACGAACGAUGACUCAUCGGCAAAAAGCAGAAAUUCAACUAGAAAGUAUUCUAAAUGACCCUGAAGCAGCACUACCCGCAUUUGCACGUCGUGCCAGUGAUAAUUUUGAUGAUGAAAUAUCUGUUGAGAAUGCUUCAAAACUACUCAAUACUCAACCAUUCAUUAUCAAACGCAUUGUCAAUGCAUUAAAAUUCUCUAAAGAUGACGAAGAUAUUGAAGUGUUGGAUAAAGCUCAAAUACAAAAACUAACACGCGUGUUAAAUGGCACUUUGGAUGUUCGAGCACUUUUAUUCUUCAUGAUGUUGGAUGAAAAUAGUGAUGGUUACGUUUCCGAUAAUGAAUUAUCGCAGUUCUAUGAAGAAUAUCUACGAAAUUUGAAAACAUUUGAUACUAAUCGUUCGCAAGAAGUCAGCCAAGUCUUACUUCAAAAGUUUCAUCUUCAUGAUAAAUCAAGGAUGGAUUUCGAAGAAUUCUAUACGCUUGUGUCAAAAGAUGCGACACUACUUGCAUCAUUAUCGCAAUUCACUGUCGAGCCAACAUGGUUUGUCAAAUCGACAGAAACACAACCAAAGAAGCAAACAAAACUUCAACAAUUCUUGACUAGGAUAUGUUGGCAACAAUCAAUGUAUGAACAACAAAAAAACAAAUUAACUUGGGAUUAUAUCAAAGAUAAUCUCUCUCGCAUUACUGUUUUUACUCUUUAUAUAUUAGCCAACUUAGCCUUACUUCUCUAUGUUGUUGUCUAUCGUUCAACGGUAACGAAAUCCAAUGGUUUUGUUGUGUUCGCACGAAUUGGCGGCAUGUUAUUAAACUUUAACUGCGCAUUAAUUAUUGUUCUAAUGCUUAAACAGACAAUUCUAUUGAUUCGAACGAAUAAGUUAUUACGAAAAUUAAUACCCGUCGAUGAUCAUAUCGAUUUUCACAAAGUUGUUGGGCGUGUUAUUGCCGGUUUAGCUAUUCUACAUACCAUUGCACAUAUGGCGAAUUUUGGAACUAUGACGAGUCAUUCAUGGGGUACUUAUAUGUUUACGACAACUCCAGAUAUUGGAUGGGUUGGUGGCUUUGCACCAUUGAGUGGAGUCAUUCUAUGCGUUAUUCUGGCUAUCAUCGUCGUGUUUUCAAUGCAAUGGAUUCGACGCGGUGGGCACUUUCAGCUUUUUUAUUGGACACAUCUACUGUAUCUUCCAUUCUUCAUAUUUCUUAUUCUUCAUGCCGGUAAUUUUUGGAAAUGGAUCAUCGGACCUUUAUCUUUGUUUUUAAUCGAGAAAGCUUACUCGAUUCUAAAACGUUAUUCAUCCAGUAGUGGUCGAACUUAUCUUCGUUCAGUAACAAUCGAGCAAUCCAAUGUCAUUAGUUUGAAUAUUCACCGACCGAAGAAUUUUACUUUUCGACCCGGUGACUAUCUGACCAUCAACAUUCCUAGUGUCACGCUGUAUGAAUUUCAUCCGUUUACGAUUAGUAGUGCUCCGGAGAGAAUCGAUCAGCUGACGAUACAUAUCCAAGCAGUUGGAAACUGGACAAAACAGGUUUAUCAAUACUUCCUUGAUAUGUCGGAAAGUACUGCCGAAGAGAAACAGUUAAAAAUCUUCCAUGCUAAUCGUUCUGACAGUCAAGUUGCAGCAACUGAAUUACAAAACGAAGAUAAUCAAGAUGCUAUAGUAAAUAUAGGUGAAAGUGGAUCAGACAGUGAUAAUGAUGAAAGUGCCUCAAAAAUGAACACAAAAUUAAGCAGACGAGAACGGGUUGUCAUCAACGGACCGUAUUCUUCCUGCGCACGUUAUGUUUUCGAUUGUAAACACAUUGUGCUAAUCGGUGGUGGUAUUGGUAUUACACCUUAUGCAUCGAUUCUAUCAAGUCUUAUGGAACAAUUCCGUGCCUCGCGGAUUGUAUGCAGUAAUUGUCAGCACAUAAAUUAUCAUCGUAAAGGUUUGAUUGAAAAUCGUCGUUUGAGAAAAGUUGACUUCAUUUGGGUCAAUCGUGAUCAGAAGAACUUUGAAUGGUUUCUUAAUCUUCUUCGUCAAUUCGAACAAGAACAAGAAUAUUAUCUGGCGUCAAAUUCCAAUGAACAACGUUUUCUUGAUAUACAUUUAUAUUUCACAGAAAUUAAACACGAAGAAAACAUUGGCAAUGUCCCGUUGGAUGUUAUUACGAAGGUCUGGGCACAAAUAGCUGGUCAGGAUAUAUUCACCAGUCUGAAAUCAAAGACACAUAUCGGUCGACCGAAAUGGGAAGAAAUCUUCGAUGAACUAAUUUCUGACGAUAAUGCUUCGACAGCUGAUGAUGUCAAUGUAUUUUUUUGUGGACCGGCAACGAUGGCACAGGCUAUUCGUAGUCAUUGUGUCAAAUAUCGAUUUCGAUUUUAUGAAGAAAAAUUCUAG
Molecule: messenger RNA, 2592 nt
Organism: Adineta ricciae
Lineage: Eukaryota; Metazoa; Rotifera; Eurotatoria; Adinetida; Adinetidae
Source: the annotation of a GenBank genome assembly